Molecule: messenger RNA, 3259 nt
Organism: Syngnathoides biaculeatus (alligator pipefish)
Lineage: Eukaryota; Metazoa; Chordata; Actinopteri; Syngnathiformes; Syngnathidae
Gene: pofut2
Product: protein O-fucosyltransferase 2
Exons: 9
Coding region: 44-1381 (445 amino acids)
Biological process (GO): protein O-linked glycosylation via fucose
Molecular function (GO): peptide-O-fucosyltransferase activity
Source: RefSeq, a predicted model, not a curated record
AAACGCUUUCUCAACGUCCGGAAGUGCGUGGCUUUGAGCAAAUAUGGCGUUCAGACGAACGCCUUUAUCAUUUGCUGCUACAGACUCAACAUACUCCCUUUGCGUUUUGUGUUUUUCCAUUUUGAUUGCGUUCGCAGGCUUCGAAACGCCAAAAUGCGAGGAUGCGUUUAGUGCAAACUACUCGCCUACUGUACCCAUCGCCGCCGCUAGGGAGCUACGAUACCUUCUGUACGACGUGAACCCCCCAGAGGGUUUCAACCUGCGGCGAGAUGUUUAUAUACGCAUAGCAUCCCUGGUAAAAUCUCUGAGGAAAAAUGGCGAUGACUGGGUCCUCGUGCUUCCCCCAUGGGGUCGACUGUAUCACUGGCAGAGCCCCAACCUUCAUCAGAUCCGCAUCCCUUGGGGGGAGUUUUUCAGCCUCACCAGCCUGCAGGCCAACGUUCCAGUGAUUGAGUAUGAGGAAUUCAUUGCUGAAAAUGGAGGCCCAUUCAUUGAUCAGGUUGUGGUCUUGCAAAAUUAUGCAGAGGGAUGGAGUGAUGGGAAAUGGGAGGAAAAGGUUGAUGAGCGACCAUGCAUUGAGAAAUUGAUGUACAAUAAAGAUAAACAGGGCUACUACAGGGGAUGGUUUUGGGGCUUCGAAGAAACGAGAGCUCGAAACAUGACUUGUCUGUCUGCACAAGGUCAUGCCUCCAUCAUGGUACCGGUUCUUCAGGAGAACAUUACAGUGACCUCAGUAAUGCUCGACCGAGCAGAGACUCUUCUCCACGAUCACUAUGCUGGGAAGGAUUACUGGAAUAGCCGGCGCAGUAUGGUGUUUGCCAAGCACUUGCGGCUCAUUGGAGACGAGUUCAGAACAAAGUACCUCAACUCAACAGAUGAUGGUGACCACACUAUUUACAAUGAAGACUGGACUCGCAUGAAAGCCAAGCUGGGCUCUGCCAAAGGGGGUCCAUAUCUCGGGGUCCACUUGCGGCGGAAGGAUUUCAUCUGGGGUCACAGAGAGGAUGUCCCCAGCCUCAAGGGGGCAGUCAAAAAAAUACGAAACCUCAUGAAGAAGCACAAACUGGAUAAAGUCUUUGUUGCAACUGAUGCAGAUGAGGAAGAACUGAAGGAGUUAAAGCGGUUGCUGCCUGACAUGGUCCGAUUUGAGCCAUCCACAGAGGACCUGGAGCUUUUCAAAGAUGGAGGUGUGGCAAUCAUUGAUCAGUGGAUUUGUGCCCAUGCAAGAUUCUUCAUUGGAACAUCAGUGUCGACGUUUUCCUUCCGCAUCCAUGAAGAGCGUGAAAUUCUUGGAUUUAAUCCAAAAACUACUUAUAACCGUUUUUGUGGGGACAAUGAAAAAGAGUGUGAACAGCCUACACACUGGAAAAUCGUUUACUAAUCUCAACUUUAACUUUUCCAACGAUACACAAGUGCCAAAAGCAGUGUUACUCUAAGACACAAAACAGUAUUUGAAGUGUUACUUUUUUUUUUUUUUUUAACAUGGAUUACUUUUUAUGCUACGGAGUUGUGCAUAUCUGGAGUGACACCAGAGACAGACAAUGCUUCUGAACUUGUGUUGUUGACGGUUUUGUAACACAAAUCUUCAAUGUUGUUUUCAGCUUGAUUUCUUUCAAGUGUUUGCCUUUCAAUAUAUUUCUGACUCAUAGCGUUUGCAUGGGUGCAAAAUGUGUUCAGAAGUGACACAUCACGAGUGGCUUUAUGGGUGAUGAUUUCGUCAUUACAUUUUUAAAAAUGAUUUUAAGCAUUUUUAUUCUAAAUGUAUUUUUCUGCCAACUCCUUUAAUUUCACUGAACUUCCUUUGAGGAAACAUUUGAAUCUUCACGCAGCACAUUCAAUAGUUUUUUCCAAUUGAAUACAUUCACUCUUAUUCUGGGAGAAAACAACAUUUCAUAUUCUUGCACAAUAACAUCUCAUCGGUUUUAAAAUAUUUCUGAAGCAGAAAAUGCCAAAAGUAUGUUCUGCUACACAAAUAGGACAAUAGGGAAAGUACAGUGUUGUGAGUGUAAUGCACUACAAGUGAAAGAUUUAUUGAAUAUUGAUUUGCUUUUUCGCUCAUCUUUUCAGAAUUUAAAAAAAAUCGUAAGGUGCAAUUUGCUUGUUGAGUACACUUUUGAUGAAGCCAAUUGACUAGUGAAACAACUAAAAGAAUUGUUCACUUUGUGCUUUUAUUUUUGGGGGGGAUAUUAAUGAAGGUCAUAAUGUGAUGAGAAUGGCACGUGUUUAGUUGACAUCUCAGUGUUGCAGUCCAUUUCUAAUUUAAAAGUUUGUGUAUACAUGUGUGUGGCUACAUCUUUUAUUUGCGUAUGUUGUUGCUUCUAUCGAAGAAAUGUCUUUCAGUGGUUUCUCUGGCUCUCUGGAAAAAAAUGUAAUAUAGUUAGUAUUUAAUUCCUAAGCAUUUCAAAGUGGGAAAAGAAGCAUCUGUUGUGAUCAUGCAGUUCUUGGAGAAAUGCAACAAAUAUCACCUACAGUAUGAACUUGAUCUGCCAAGGCCAGUGAUAUUCAGUUGUCCUUGGUAUUCUCCUUUGUGUUAGUUUUCAAAUGUAUUGAAAGUAGUUCAUGGUAAGAAGGGAUGAAGGUAAAACAAUUCUUGUGUGGGGAUCCAAUGCAUUUGGUUUUAUCAUUUAAAGUUUUUGUGUGUGUGCUGUUGAUACAUGUGAUUCCAGGUAAUUAGAGAGAGGGCAUUGUUUUGUACCGCUCCCUCAUCUACCUAUGCCAUAUGAAGCAACAACUAAAUUAUGCCGUGCUUGUGUAAUGUUCCCUUUUACUCGCGUGCCUGGUCCAUUUGAUGACAACAAUAUCCCGAUGUCUUGUUGAGCAUGUUGAAGAAAGAAGUAUCUACAGUUGAUGUGAAGUCUACACAUCCCCGUUUAAAUGGCACAUCUUUGUCAUGUGAAAUAUGAGACGAUAAAUCCUUGCCAAAAUUAUUCCAUCAUUGUUUGAACAUUUAAGAUGUGCAAAUCUAUAUACAAAAAAUUAAUUGGGGGAGGUGAAGAUAAAAAAACAGAUGUCGUUCAAAUUGUGUGCACAACCUUGACACUUUUCUACGCUUUUAUCAGUAAGUGAGACGUUGCAAUUACCCAUGAUUACGAUUAUGUAUUUUUGAAACAUUUUAUACAAUGGUGUGUUCAAAUAUGUUUACAAUGCAUUUCAAAAGUUUGGUAAAAACGUGGCAUGUUUUUUCCCCAAGAUGAAACCAAUUAAAUCACUGGUGUGUCCAUAUAAUAAAGUUCCCGCAGUAAAUGGGGGCUCACCGUGA